AUGGCGGACCGGCGAAGACGAAGACGGCGCGCUUCUCAGGAUAGCGAGGACGACGACGAGUCAGUGUCCGGCUCGGAUAGCGUCAGGUCGGGUUCCUCCGGCGGAAAGAACCGGCCCAGAGCACCUGAACCCGUGGAGAGUCCGGCCAUCCGCCCUACCGCCAAAAGCGACCCGGAGUCUGAGUGUGAGAGUGAAGAUGGUGUAGGUGAAGCCGUACUCUCUGAUUAUGACAGCGCCGAGCCGGAGAACGGCUCGCAUUCGGAGGGAGGAGAGGAUGAUGAGGUCGAGGUGCCCGAACACUUCGCUGAUGAAGAUUCUGCACGCCCAGCAGCAGAGCAAAAAGCAGCAGCAGAUGGUCCUGCAAAAGAAAUAGGAGAGGAGAAUGAGGAGGUGGAGGUGGAGGUUGAGGAGGUGGAGGAGGAGGACGAAAGAGCAAUAAUAGAUGUGAAGGCAGAGCAGAAAGGCAACCUAGCAGGAGAGCGGCAGAGUGGAGAUGGCCAGGAAAGCACGGUCGAUCCCGAGAAUAAGUCAGCUGGUAAAGCCGGCCAGAAGCUGGACGAUGAUGAGGACAGAAAGAAUCCGGCCUACAUUCCUCGCAGGGGUCUGUUCUUUGAACAUGAUGUGAGAGGUCAGGCCCAGGAUGAGGAGAGACCUAAGGGCAGGCAUAGGAAGCUGUGGAAGGACGAGGGUCGUUGGGAGCAUGAUAAGUUCCGGGAGGAUGAGCAGGCACCUAAAUCUCGUGAGGAGCUCAUUGCUCUGUACGGUUAUGAUAUUCGCAACGGCGUCGGAAACAGAGAUUCCAGACCGUUCAAGCUGCGGAAACCCAGAUACACUGGUCCAUUAAACCAAGAGGGCAAGAGACAGUACAGAGACAAUGAGAAACCAGCUCGCUCCUCUUGGCAGGGUGCAGCUCCCAAUAUCCGGAGCGCCCCACCUGCUGCCGAGCCCCUGCAGUCAAAUGCAACAAGUGCCCCCCGCCCCCAAAACAGACCCCCUUCUCGCACCUUCCAGAACAGCCGCCGACCAGAAAUCAGGACUCACGGUAAAGUUACUCCCCGACCCCAAGCUCCAGAAAACGAGAGGGCGCCCAGGCUUAGAGCCCGAGGCCCUCACGGACCCUCUCAGCAUACUCGACGCAGCCCACAAGACGAUGAAGAAGAAGAAGAGGGUGAGAUUCCUGCCGUCACCACCACCUACACGGCUCACCACUACAAGACUGAGCGAGAGAUGACGAGCACGUUGCAGCAAAGGGAGGAAUCCGGAACCACGGAGGAGCAGCAGAUGGGUACACCCAGCACAGUCAUGGAUGCAUCGCCGCCUCCGGAGAAGCCAGUGGAGAAAAAGUCGUAUUCCCUGGCGCGCAGGAGCCGCGCCAGGCCCUCGGACCUCAGCAAGCAGGCCUCGCUAGAGGAGGCGGCGCUACCCUCACAGGGUAUGCCUGCCACUGCCAAGAGUGAAUCGUGGCAGGCUCAUGGCGACACGGGUACGGAGAGCGGCCUCUCAAGGCUUGAUCAAGGUUUGGCUCGACUAAGCCUGGCUGGGCAAAACUGGACCCAGAGUCCACCCUCGUAUCUGCGGCCUGAGAUGAGGGGCAUCCCUAGCUCAAUACAUAUGGGAGGUGCAGGCCCUCCUCAAUAUAGCAACAUGGAAGACAUGGGUGUUGGAGCCGGUCGGGCUAAGCGCUAUUCCUCCCAGAGGCAGAGGCCGGUUCCUGAACCAGCACCAAUGCAUAUAGGGCUGAUGGAGGGCCAUUAUUACGAACCCAUGUCGUUCCAGGGACCAAUUUACACACACGGCGACAAUUCUGCUGCCAUGCCACCACAGGGCCUACUGGUACAACCAGAGAUGCACCUUACCCACCCGACACACCCCGGCUUGCACCCCCACCAGUCAGGAGGCCCCUUACCUAACCCUGCGCUUUACGCUGCUCCGCCUGUCUCAAUCUCACCAGGCCAGCCACCCCCACAGCAACUGCUACCUCCCCCUUUCUACCCCCCACCAGGUGUCAUGACAUUCAGCAACACCAACUAUCCCUACCCUGCUGGAGCUACACUACCCCACAUGUACCCUAACCCACAGGCUCAGUCACAGGUGUAUGGUGGAGUGACGUAUUUUGACACGGUACAACAACAGGCUCAGCCGAAACCCUCACCACCGCGGCGCACCUCGCAGCCGGUCACAGUAAAACCCCCUCCUCCAGAGGACCAGAAUAGGAAGCAGAGUGAGGAGGUGCGUUCCUAGCUGCUGCUAAAAGAAGUGACGGCUGCAUCGCUGACUUCCAGGACCAGCACCACUCGUGGAUGAAUUGAUGUUUUAUUUUUGCUUUUAUUUGCCUUUUUUGUCGCUUUUUUUUAUCUUAAUACUUUUAAUCAUUUCAUCAGCCAUGUCCGCGGAUAAUUUCUCAAGAGCGUCGGUUAACUCGCCCUAAUGUGUAUAUGCUGUGUUAUCACUAUCUCAUAAUCAGACAUAUUUAUCUUUGGUUAAGGCACGGUGUAAAGCGGGAGGUUUACUGCAGGGAAUAUUGAAUAUGAUUAGAUAUCAUAAUAAUUCAAGCCGUUGUUUUAGAUCGGAAAGGCAUUGACGGGGUGAGAGUUAGUGCAGCCUGAAUAUACUGUAGGAUGAAACAUGUUCAGGAUUGUUGAGUUCUGCCUGUUUUUUUGGCUUUGCCAGAUGUGUAUUAUUCCUAAUGAAGAAUUGAACCUGCAUGAUCACACUUUCCGCCACCUUUAAGUUUUCCAUAAAUGCGAUGCGAAAGCCGAACUGUUAGUACGUUCAGAAAGCAAAAAGUUCAACUAGUUAUACAUGAUGCUUUUUUCAAGUAUGUAUUUAAAAUAUAAUUUGCUGAAUUUAGAUAUACGGAUAUUGCAUGUAGCGUCUUUAAUAGCAUUCACGUUCAGCAUUAGAGGGCAAAUUGUUGGGCCUGGCAGUCUAUGCAUUUCAUUUCCUGCACCCCUUUUCCUCUUUAUAUGUGUACUGGUAAGGAAGUAAGGCAAUACACUGAUCAGCCAUAACAUUAAAACCACCUCCUUGUUUCUACACACACUGUCAUUUCAUCAGCUCCACUUGUAGUUCUACAAUUACUGACUGUAGUCCAGCUGUUUCUCUACAUACGUUUAAGACCCCCACAGAGCAGGUAUUAUUUGGGUGGUGGAUCAUUAGUGUGUGUUGUGCUGGUAUGAGUGGAUCAGACACAGCAGCUCUGCUGGAGUUUUUAAAUACCGUGUCCACUCACUGUCCACUCUAUUAGACACUGUAAAGUCGGAGACGAUCGCCCAUCUAUUGCUGUUUGAGUUGGUCAUCUUCUAGACCUUCAUCAGUGGUCACAGGACGCUGCCCACGGGGCGCUGUUGUCUGGAUAUUUUUGGUUGGUGGACUAUUCUCAGUCCAGCACUGACAGUGAGGUGUUUAAAACUCCAUCAGCAUUGCUGUGUCUUAUCCACUCAUACCAGCACCAUGUCAGUGUCACUGCAGUGCUGAGAAUGAUCCACCACCCAAAUGAUACCUACUCUGUAGUGGUCCUGGGAGAGUCCUGACCAUUGAAGAACAUGGUGAAAGGGGGGUAACAAAGCAUGCAGAUAAACAGAUGGACUACAGUCAGUAAUUGUAGAUAUACAAAGUGCUCCUAUAUGGUAAGUGGAGCUGAUAAAGUGGACAGUGAGUGUAGAAACAAGGAGGUGGUUUUAAUGUUAUGGCUGAUCAGUGUAUGUUUUCGGGCUUUAGACAUUCUGGCAACCCAGCUGAGUGCAAAUGGAGCCACAGAUCUAAAUAGAUUUUUUUUGGGGUGUAGAAUAAAGCACACAGAAAUACAUCACCAUGCACCUUUAACUUCGUAUUAAGUUGUGUCUAACUUUUGAAUUAGCAUUUAUUUUAAUGAUUUUAAAAGGAAUAGUCAUACCCUUUUUAUUUUCAAGUUCUGUAAAUUCUUUGUAUGGUGCUAGACUCGUGUACGGAGAGACGAACCCUCUGACGAACUUCGUAUCCUUAGCGACGUACUGUGUUAAAACGAUACUGUAAUACCAGACAGCACCUUUAAAUUUGCCUGAAACUGAAUUACUUGACAGUGCUACUGCUCGAUUAUAGCUUUCUAGUGUAGAUGUAUGUAAUAAAGUAAAAAUGUACUAAUAAUAAAGCCUGUGAUAUUAUAAGCGGUCAUACUAUAUAUAUAUAUAACUCUUAGUAAAAUACUGUCACAGUAAACGAAGCAGGGAUUACAAGCCUGUCUUUCAUUAUAGUUAAUAAUAUAACCGAGUUAACUUGCAAUUAUCAGUUGGUCGCGAUUUGUGUUUUUUCGAUUGUUGUUUCGUCCUUUUAGAGCUCUGUACAGGCUUGCAUGAGCACACAGCGACAUUAAUUCAAAAGAAAAGCAGUUCUAGCUGGGCGCCGGGGGCUACAAGGCUAUUCCCACGUGUCCUUUAAAUGGUUCCCUUUAUCAUUCGCUCCCGAUGGUCUGCCAGUAUAACGGAAAUCCCUCUCUCUCUCUCUCUCUCUCUCUCUCUCUCUCUCUGUUAUCAGUGUUUCAACGUGGCUCAAGGUGGUAAUUCGUUCCUUUCUAUGCCUUAAAAAUUGGUUUAACAUAUCUGUCCUGAUUGACUAGACCUGUCAGCACUGUGAGGGGCAUGUAUGUUUCAUAGGUGUUUAAAUAUAUUAAAGUGUUAAUUUUUUCGUGCAAGAAUUUUGUCAAGAGAAAUAUUAAACCAGACUCAUGGAA
Trichomycterus rosablanca is the source of this 4708-nucleotide messenger RNA. It is a transcript of the gene casc3, whose product is annotated as casc3 exon junction complex subunit. NCBI's taxonomy places the organism in Eukaryota, Metazoa, Chordata, Actinopteri, Siluriformes, Trichomycteridae. Gene Ontology annotation, biological process: mRNA processing. Gene Ontology annotation, molecular function: mRNA binding. The record is from RefSeq and is a predicted model, not a curated record. Gene Ontology annotation, cellular component: exon-exon junction complex. The transcript is spliced from 13 exons. The coding region runs from base 1 to 2241 and encodes 746 amino acids.